AUGGUUUUCAAGGAUAUACAGGUUAAAGAUGGAUGGACAAACAUCUCACUGACAGUCACUGAAGUGGAUGUUUUACUGUCACCACCAGAGCCAAAGACCAGAGCUGAAUUCUUAAAAUAUUCAUGUGAAAUCACACUGGAUCCAAACACAGCACACAGACAUCUGUUAUUAUCUGAGGGGAACAGAAAAGUAACAUUUAUGAAACAACUACAGUCUUAUUCUGAUCAUCCAGACAGAUUCACUGGAUGUCAUCAGGUCCUGAGUAGAGAGAGUCUGACUGGACGUUGUUACUGGGAGGUGGAGUGGAGAGGGAGAGGAGUUGAUGUAGCAGUCGCAUACAAGAAUAUUAGAAGAGCAGGGAGCUUAGAUGGAUUUGGUUUUGGAUUCAAUGACAAAUCUUGGUCAUUACGUUGUUACACAUACAGUUAUAUCUUUUGGUACAACAAGAAGCGAACUGACCUCUCAGGUCCUCGGUCCUCCAGAGUAGGAGUGUACCUGGAUCACAGAGCAGGUAUUCUGUCUUUCUACAGCGUCUCUGAAACCAUGACUCUCCUCCACAGAGUCCAGACCACAUUCACUCAGCCGCUCUAUGCUGGACUUCGGCUUUUUGAGAGUUUUUUUGGUGAAUCUAAUAGAGACACUGCAGAGUUAAUUGAGCUAAACUAGACAGACGUCUUUGCGGGUUGGUUAAAAUUUAUGUAAUAGUUUCCAGUUUCUUUGGUCUCCAUCUUUGUUGCUGACAGCUCAUUGUUGUCCUGUUUCUUCUCAGCACAGACAUCGCCUGUCAGUCACAUUUAUCAGUGAUACUCUGACAUCUCAUCAUUUGUUGUCUAGUUAAUGAUCGACUAUGUUAGGAUCGCGCUCCUUGUCGUGCUUGUUUUGCCAUGGAGGCUCUGACUACUCUCCACAUGAAAAUUUAAACUUCUGUAUGCUCGGAUUAUUUCAGGAACAUUUGUGUUGGUGUGACUGAUGUUUCUCCUCCACCAUAUCGGCCUCAAUAGAGAAACCAGUAAGCCUUCAUUUUCAAACAGAUUUUGUAAAGCGACACAUCUAUAAUUACAUUUACAUUUAUUUGUUUACGCUUUCAAAUUGAUGUAAACUGGUAAUUGUCAUCAUCAUGAAUCAGGACUGUCCACAGCUUAUAUUCUGAGACAAGCGCUGAAUAUGUUCAAAAAUUCACUGAAAAAUAACUUUAUAGACUUUUAAUGAUUUCAUGUUCAACAAUCUGAAGAUACAUGAAUACAAUUUCAGAAGUUCUUUACAUACUGUGUGUUUAACAUAUAAGAAAACAAAAGCAUUUUGGAGCAAAUAAGUUAUGUGACAAACAGCCAAGUUUGACAAGUGAAAUUCUAGUGUGUUAUUAGCCUCUUAUUUAAACACUAAUUAGUACAUAUUUGUCUAACAAGAGGUUUAGGAAAGAUUCAGACUUUUCUUUUUACAAUAUUCAACAGGAGAAAAAACUUGUACAAAAAUAAAGUCCAACCCCCCAAAACAACAAAAUAAUACAAUAAAAAUACAAAUGCA
Molecule: messenger RNA, 1524 nt
Organism: Oreochromis niloticus (Nile tilapia)
Lineage: Eukaryota; Metazoa; Chordata; Actinopteri; Cichliformes; Cichlidae
Product: tripartite motif-containing protein 16
Exons: 3
Coding region: 1-666 (221 amino acids)
Molecular function (GO): protein binding
Source: RefSeq, a predicted model, not a curated record